AUCAAAAACAUAUAUCAAGUUCCAUUUUUUCUUAACAAUCAGUUAUAGCAAAUGGGUUCCAAGACAAUUCUUCUACUUGGCCUUCUGGCUAUGGUUCUUCUCAUUGCAUCAGAAGUGUCAGCCCGGGAAUUGUCUCAGACUUCCACCGAUAAGGAGGCCGAGAAGACAAAUGGGGUUGAAGAAUCCAAGUAUGGAGGUGGAAAUGGAGGAUACCCUGGUGGCGGUUACCCCGGCGGUGGAUAUGGAGGAAAUCACGGUGGGGGUUAUGGAGGAAAUCGCGGUGGGGGAUAUGGAGGAAAUCGCGGUGGUGGAGGAGGCUACUGCCGUCAUGGCUGCUGUGGCCAGAAACAUUACGGAGGGGGUUGCAGGUGCUGUACAUAUGCUGGUGAGGCAGUGGAUGCUGAACCUGAAGCCAAGCCUCACAACUAAAACCAACCUAAGAAAUGCAGUGUUUUUUUAACGUUGUUGUAUCUUACGUACGAAUAAGAGGAUGAGUGAUGUACAGUAUCCAUUUAUUGUGGAUCGUUUGUAUCAGUUCUACCUCAGCUGUGUGAGUUAAAAUACUGCAAUAUUAUGCUUUGUUUUGCAUGGAUUUGUA
Olea europaea var. sylvestris is the source of this 598-nucleotide messenger RNA. Its product is annotated as glycine-rich protein 3 short isoform-like. The record is from RefSeq and is a predicted model, not a curated record. Lineage: Eukaryota; Viridiplantae; Streptophyta; Magnoliopsida; Lamiales; Oleaceae. The coding region runs from base 52 to 429 and encodes 125 amino acids. The transcript has 2 exons.